Penicillium brevicompactum is the source of this 987-nucleotide messenger RNA. Its product is annotated as GroES-like protein. The record is from RefSeq and is a predicted model, not a curated record. Lineage: Eukaryota; Fungi; Ascomycota; Eurotiomycetes; Eurotiales; Aspergillaceae. Gene Ontology annotation, molecular function: oxidoreductase activity; zinc ion binding. The transcript has 3 exons. Bases 1 to 987 code for a protein of 328 amino acids.
AUGAAUUCUAUCAUGCGUGCCGUCGCGCUGGUUGGUGCGUUCAACAUUUCUGUCAUCGACGUGCCCAAGCCCAGCAUCAUAAAUGCAACCGAUGCCGUUAUCGGCCACGAGGCCAUUGGCGUUAUUGAGGAAGUUGGCGACUCUGUGGAGUUGUUAAAGUCGGGUGAUUGGGUUGUCAUUCCAUUCGCAUUUGACGAUGGCCAUUACCAAUAUGGACCCACGGUUGAUGCAGAAGCAGCGUCAUCUACAGGCAUGCAAGCCGAAUAUGCGCGUAUCCCGUAUGCGGACGACUCACUUAUGCCCGUUCCUAUCAACGGUAGCACCAACAUUUCGAUCAUCCAUGACUACCUCUUCAUGUCCGAUAUUUUUGCCACAGGCUGGGCAGCGCUUGACUUUGCCGGCCAGGGCCCAGGUGACACAGUUGCGGUCUUCGGUGCUGGGCCCGUUGGGCAAAUGGCUAUUCUGUCUGCUGGAGUGCGCGGUGCGUCCAAAAUCUACGUCGUGGACCAUGUGCAGGAUCGCCUGGAAUUGGCUGCCGCUCACGGUGCUAUCCCGAUUAACUUUGCGCUGGAAGAUCCGGUGGAAGCGCUACGCCGCUUCGAGCCGGCCGGCGUUACGCGUGUCGUCAACUGUGUUGGUUUUGAGGCCGAAGACGCGCAGGGCAACGUGAACAGCAGCAUCGUGCUACAUGAGGCUGGACAGGUAGUUGCCCCACAGGGAGGCAUUGGUGUGGUUGGAGUCUACGGAUCUGGAGAUCAAGCGCAAACGAUUGACAUCAAGCCUCUUUUCAUGAAUAAUUUCUCGGUGCGUGGGGGUGUCUCGUCACCGCUGGAUCUCGGCACUGUGAUGCUCAACCUUCUCGCCUCCGGAAAAAUACACCCAAGCUCUAUUGUGAGCGCUGUCAUUGGAAUUGAAGAUGCGCCUGAGUACUACCGGCGGUUCAACCGUCGCGAGGAGACCAAAGUCGUGAUUGAGUUUCCUUUUUGA